Carassius auratus (goldfish) is the source of this 2088-nucleotide messenger RNA. Its product is annotated as prosaposin receptor GPR37-like. The record is from RefSeq and is a predicted model, not a curated record. Bases 25 to 1485 code for a protein of 486 amino acids. Gene Ontology annotation, biological process: adenylate cyclase-inhibiting G protein-coupled receptor signaling pathway; positive regulation of MAPK cascade. The transcript has 2 exons. Gene Ontology annotation, cellular component: plasma membrane; signaling receptor complex. Gene Ontology annotation, molecular function: prosaposin receptor activity; G protein-coupled peptide receptor activity. Lineage: Eukaryota; Metazoa; Chordata; Actinopteri; Cypriniformes; Cyprinidae.
CCGCGUCCACGCUGAGCGGCCGGGAUGUAUCGUCCAAGCAUCGGCCGGAGAGCAUUUCCGAUCAGAGGCCGACGUCGCCGAGACAUCUUGCCUAUUAGCAAACGCUCCCUGAGCGAUAUCGUCCCGAUGGAAUUUUGUAGGUCGGCUCGACAUCGGCACAACGUAUGUGUGCUGUCUGGGGAGUCUGACUGGAAUCGAACCAUAAAUGAAUUUGAGCGCGUGGCGUCAAUUCCGAAGCCUGUAGCGCAGAUCCAGCCCACAGACUUUCCCACUGAGAUCACGUCUAUCCCUGAAUGGGGCACCUCACCUGUGGAGGACUAUGAGGAAGUCUUCACCCCGUUAAUUCCCUUUAAUACACAGUCAAAAACUCCAGGGGUUAAGAAUCCUUUUUACCCCGUGACAGGUGAAUCGUACGGUGCAUAUGCUGUCAUGUGCAUCUCCAUCCUCAUAUUCACUGUGGGAAUUGUUGGGAAUAUAGCAAUCAUGUGCAUAGUGUGUCACAAUUACUACAUGAGAAGCAUUUCAAACUCUUUGCUGGCCAACCUCGCCCUGUGGGAUUUUGUCAUCCUGUUUUUCUGCUUGCCACUUGUUGUAUUCCAUGAACUCACUAAGGACUGGCUCCUUGGGGAAUUCUCCUGUAAAAUCAUUCCAUACCUUGAGGUGGCGUCUUUAGGAGUAACUACCUUCACUCUUUGUGCUUUGUGCAUUGACCGUUUCCGUGCCGCGAGCAACGUCCAGCUGUACUACGAGAUGAUCGAGAACUGCAUCUCCACUGCAGCCAAGCUUACCGUGAUCUGGCUCGGUGCUCUGCUCCUCGCCCUGCCCGAGCUCCUCAUCCGGCAACUGGUGAGAGAGGAGCGCGAGCCUCCAGAGGUGAUACCUUGCGAACAUUGUGUAAUCCGAAUCUCCACGGCUCUCCCGGACACGCUUUAUGUGCUCGGACUCACCUACAACAGCGCUCGCCUAUGGUGGUACUUUGGCUGCUACUUCUGCCUGCCCACCCUCUUCACCAUCAUCAGUUCGGUGGUAACCGCACGCAAAAUCCGCAAGGCUGAGCGAACCAGCGUCCGAGGCAACCGCAAGCAGAUCCAACUGGAAAGCCAAAUGAACUGCAUCGUGGUUGCUUUGGCUAUACUGUAUGGCUUUUGCAUCAUUCCGGAGAACAUCAGCAACAUCGUUUCAGUGUACAUGGCUACAGGCGUGCCACGGCGCACGCUAGAUAUCUUGCAUCUGGUGAGUCAGAUGAUGCUGUUCUUCAAGUCCGCAGUUACACCUGUCCUGCUUCUGGUGCUCUGUCGGCCCUUCAGCAAAGCCUUGCUGAACUGCUGUUGCUGCUGUUUUGAGGAGUGCGGCCCACCAAAGUCCUCCGAGCCCAACAGUGAUCGCAACGACCAGGACGGCACCACCGAGCUGGAGCUGUCACCCUACAGCACUGUAGUCCGCAGGGAUCCAUCUACCUUCCCAAUAGCGGGAACGCACUGCUAAAGUUGUACCUUAAGGGCUAAACAUUACCAAGGGCUUCGAUUUAUUUGGAAUAAAAAAGUUGAGAGAUGUUGUUUUCACAGGCUGUGCAAUUUUGUGCCGUUUCUGUUUUUACUCGACUUUGUUUUGGGAGAGAUGCCCACAAACUGGAUAUUUUAUCUUGUGAAAAUAGGGACAAAGAGCCACACAUUUAACACAGGCCACAUGGUCUUAAAGAUGCAACUGCCUAUUGAUGUUUACAAAAGAAGACGUGUACCAUGAGUAAUUUCUUGAAAGUUUAUAGGAAGACAAAAAUAAUUACAAAUUAUAAGUUUUCUUAUACAAUAUCUUUUUUUCCCCAAUUUAAUUUGGUUUAUUUGGGUUUUUGUUCAAAGUGUCUUUGAACAAAAAAAGAGGCUUAUGAAUGGUAAUAUAAAAUGGUUGUUCGUAAUAUGUUUUGGUGUUGUGGAAAUUGGCGAUUCUUGUGAAUCGGUUCAACGUUAAGCCUAGCUCCUUUGCUUUGUAAGUAUUACAUUCACUUUGUUUUUUCUAGCAGAAGAACUUGUGAUGCUCUUCAGCCACUGGAAAGCACUGAAGAAGCUGUUUAGCCAAGACAUGUCACUUUAA